AUGACAUAUCAGAUUGUCAUUGCUGACACGGCUCAACUCAAUCUACUGUCGCCUGUACAGCAAGAUACAUUUAAUGAAUCUGUAUCAACUAUAAUACAGAGAAAAGUCAGAGGUUGGCUCAGUGGUGUUAUCGACGACAUGCGGCGCAGUAGCCCAGUACAGCAGUGGUUAGAUUCACUUCCUCCUGAAACAGCUGGAGAUUCGGAGAUCUCCAAUGAACUGAACUCAAAUGGAGAUACUUUAGUAAAAACAGAGAUAAAGUCUGAUGAUAGCAAAGCAGAGGAGACUGUUACGGAAAAUACAGUAAUUGAACCAGUGAAAGAUACAUAUCCUGAAGACCAAAAUUUAGAUGUUCCUAAUGUUAACAAGGAUGCAUGGAAUAGGAAAUCAUUAGACAGUGGACUAUUAACUAGCACACCCCAGAGAGGAAAUAUGAAGAGAUUGCAAAGAGAUUAUUCUGUGCAAUCUGAGAGCUAUUCUCCUAAGUUUAAAAAUCCAUUACUCCGUGAUCAAUCCCUUCAGUCUGAUGCUAGUGGAUCAAGUGGCAGUUCUGUCUUAAAUGUAUUGGGAGCUCGAAAAGUGGAUGCUGAGUCAGUAUUGAUUGCACUAGGCUUUGGGCCGAGUGAAAAGCAGCAAAAACUACAGAGGAUACCUGAUCGUUUUUUAGCUCCAUCUAAACUGAAAGGAAUCAGUACUGAAGAUUUCAUUAAAAAUGAACAUCAUUCGAUGAAGAUGCAUGAUUGCGGUAUAUUUGGAUACAGAGGUCUAACUGGGAAUCCUCAUGUUCCACCGUCGACAAUUGUAGCUAAAAUAAUCGGAUGUAUACUUCAAGAUGAAGUCGUACGUGAAGAGGCGUUAAUAAAAGCUAGACAUUCUAUAGCGGAUAUGCGGAGUCAACCGAACAUUAACGCCAUACUCGCUGCCCGACUCAACCGCAACUAA
Molecule: messenger RNA, 942 nt
Organism: Arctia plantaginis
Lineage: Eukaryota; Metazoa; Arthropoda; Insecta; Lepidoptera; Erebidae
Source: the annotation of a GenBank genome assembly